Molecule: messenger RNA, 1059 nt
Organism: Naegleria gruberi
Lineage: Eukaryota; Heterolobosea; Eutetramitea; Acrasida; Naegleriidae
Product: Ser/Thr protein phosphatase family protein
Exons: 2
Coding region: 1-1059 (352 amino acids)
Molecular function (GO): hydrolase activity
Source: RefSeq, a predicted model, not a curated record
AUGAUCUCUACUAAUAGCCCUCACCAUUCCGAUUCCAAUACUACUACUACUACUCACGAUAAUAAUAUUAUUUCAUCAAUAACACCUCCUCCUCCACCCCCACUCAUUGUAUCAAAUGAAAACAAGAAAAUUCUGCUCAAUCCAAUCAGAAAGUUUAAUGUCAUUGCUGUUUCUCCAAAUAGAAAUGUUCCUCCACCUCCUCCUCCAUCUGCCAACACAAUGAGAGUUCCUCCACCUCCUUCCUCAUUGAAAUAUAUUCCAAAGGAAGAUGCUUGUUCUUCCUCUGCUCGACCAAAAAGUUUGGCCGAGGAAUUGAAAUUAAAAAUUAAGAAGGAAGUGGAACAAUGUAAAGUAGUUCCGUUCAAGAUAAAUGAAGAGAAUGAGACAAUUUCAGAGGAUGGGUUGAGAGUGGUUAGAUUUGUAGUGACGAGUGACACUCAUAACAAACAUGGAAUGUUGAAUUUACCACAGGAGGCAGAUGUAUUAUUGCAUUGUGGUGAUUUUACAUAUGCUGGAUCGAAUGCAGAAGUUUCCAGGUUUAAUGAUUGGCUUGGAACUGUAAAUUACAAGCACAAGAUUGUGAUUUGUGGAAAUCAUGAAUACCCAAAAACAAAAGAAAAAUAUGAUGAAUUACUUUCGAAUGCCACUGCUGUAUUGGUGAAUUCCAGUAUUACCAUUGAGGGAGUCAAAAUAUUUGGAACACCUUUCGUCCCUAACAUGGGUGACUUUCAAGGUGAAAAUUACUUUACAAAAUUAUUGGACAAUACAGGGUUUUACAAAAAGGAAGAGGAUUUGAAAUCUGUUUAUGAUUUAAUUGAUACAGAUACUGAUAUAUUAAUGACCCAUACACCACCAAAUAAGAUUCUUGAUGGAAGUGGAAAGUAUGGAAGUUAUGCUUUGAAAGAGAGAUUACAAUAUUUGACCAAUUUGAAAGUUUCAUGUUUUGGACAUGUACAUGGAGCUUAUGGAUAUCAGAAAGUUGGAAACACUCUAUUUAUUAAUGCUUCAUCGGAUGGUGUGGAACAACCUAUUGUUUUUGAUUAUAUUGUAAAGAAGUAA